AGACUAGCGAACCGAUAGGUACUGCACGCGGGUCCUGUUGCACGAUUCAUCACCUCAUCUCCCCGUUCUAGUUUAGCCUCACACCCUACCAUGCGCAUUUCCAUCCCCAAGAGUAUCAAUUUACACCCACACCCACCCCCCUUUUCUAAAAGAAAUGACCACGAUGUCUGUAAGCGCGUGGCGAGUUAGCAGAAACCGCUAGCUAGCCAGCUCCGCUACCCGCCUGCCUCCUCUCCCCGCCACGCAAAAGAGUCGCUUAGAGGCUCGCGGAACACCAGGCGGCACAGACCUACGCGAGCUCAACCACAUACGCAAAAAAACAAAAACAAAACCUCAACAAAAAACAAAAAAAACAAAAACAAAAACAAAGAAAAAAAACAGUGCCAGAUGCUCACGGAAAACGUCAUAAGUGCCGUGUUCGAGCGAAGGGCCCUGUGGGACGCGGCUCAUCCCCAGCACAAGAACGCGAUGGUGCUCAAGAGGCUGUGGCUAGACAUCGGCAGAGAGUUAAACACGUCAGAAAAAAUAGUGAGGAACAAAUGGAAGAAUGCCAGAGAUUACUACAGACGAGAGCUGAAGAAAAUGGAAGCAAGAGGACCCUCUGAAGAACUGGUAUCUAGUACUUGGCCAUAUUUCCAACAGAUGGCCUUCCUAAAGAAUGUUCUCACACCCGAGCCUAGAUUCGCGAACUUACCCCUGGAAAUAGUCGACGAGGAAGAUAUCAAGGGAAAGGAUUGUGAAGUUCGUUUUCCAACCCCUCCGUGGUCACCGUCUCCGCCAGAUAAAUCCAAUAAUAAAUCCUCUGAAGCAGUGACAUCUCAAGAAUCCAGUGAAGAACGGACCAGGCGACUUCGGAAGAGCCAGGAACGCACGAGCAAAGACACCGACGAUGUUACAGCAGGGAAGAGGAAACAAGAACUUCAGGAGGUACAAGAGGAUUCAGAAGAUGAUGACCUGCAUUUCUUCAAGAGUUUGUUGCCUUACAUGAAGAAAAUGUCGGGUAUAAAGAAGCUGCGUUUGAGGGCACAGAUAUUGGAUUUGCUCUUGUUGCAAGAAAAUGACCAGCUGGAAAACUAGAUCCAAUGCCUAUUGCAACUUUCUGUAAGACAUGAUCCCGGCGACUUACGAAUUCAUGUAAGCACCACGAAAGUCCAUUGUUUAAGCUUACAUUUAUAACAGAAUUUUCAUAAUCAUUUAGUGUUUGUUCCAAAACUAUGGGGACACAAAUAAAUACAUAGGAAAGGAUUUUACUUGUACAUGUAAAGAACAGAUACAUUGAUGUAGUAAAAGCUCCCUAGGGAUAUAAAUUAUAAGAGUGGGGAUAAUCUGUAUUACAUACAUAAAAAAAACAAAACAAAACAAAGAUUACUCUUCUUAAUAUUAUUAAAGAUGUUUUUCGAUAUGUGAAUUACACUGCACUAUUUUUGUAAUGGUUCACGUUUCUUUACAGAUUUGUUAACUGUUAAUAAAUUUUAUAUAUUUA
This is a messenger RNA of Penaeus indicus, 1483 nucleotides long. RefSeq lists its product as uncharacterized. The transcript is spliced from 2 exons. Gene Ontology annotation, biological process: regulation of transcription by RNA polymerase II. Bases 388 to 1077 code for a protein of 229 amino acids. Gene Ontology annotation, molecular function: DNA binding. Gene Ontology annotation, cellular component: transcription regulator complex; nucleus. The record is from RefSeq and is a predicted model, not a curated record. NCBI's taxonomy places the organism in Eukaryota, Metazoa, Arthropoda, Malacostraca, Decapoda, Penaeidae.